AUGGCAAAUUUUGUUGAUCACCUGGGUGAUAUCCUGUUCACGCCCAUUGCGGAGGAGCUUCCAAACGCCAUGCUGCUUCGUAUCAAUCUUAUCAAGCAUGUGCUCGACCCCCAGUUGAUGUUUGCCCAAAACCGCAGGAUAUAUAUUACGCUCCUGGGCUCUCCAUACGCACUUCAGGGUCUCGCUUUUUCCUAUUCGCCUAGUCUCAAUGCGGUUUACAAAUGGCUGGAUAGUGUCGUACAACUGACUUCGCUUCACCUUCUGCAAGGAUUUGAUGAGACUGUCUGCGACAGUUGGGACAAUAACGCGCGGGAUCCUCCUCCUCAACAGGACUGGAACUCCAUUCUCUUGAGACACAAAGACACGCUAGAGGAGUUGGUGUUCGAUGGCUACCGUGGUGUUCGGGAUUGUAACUACAGCGGCGAGGAGGACCAGAGAAAUAUCGCCCGCUUUGGACCUACCGAGACGUUGUCUUGUUUACCAAAACUCCAAAAGCUGGCAUACCUCAAGCUACCCUUACACUUCCUUGUGCCGCAGGCGGAUUCCCAUUUUAUCGACGAAGAGACAUCUCGGGAGAGUCUUCCUUCACCGAGCACAGCUCCAGAAGCCCUUGCCUUGGUUGAGCCCUCCUUCCCCCCCUCACUGAAGAGACUCGACAUUGUGGUGUACCGAUUUUAUUUUGACGAGGAACGUGUUGGCGAAAUGUACCCAUUCAGAACAAUCACGGUCAAGUUUUGA
Sordaria macrospora k-hell is the source of this 738-nucleotide messenger RNA. RefSeq lists its product as uncharacterized. The record is from RefSeq and is a predicted model, not a curated record. NCBI's taxonomy places the organism in Eukaryota, Fungi, Ascomycota, Sordariomycetes, Sordariales, Sordariaceae.